AGGCACCGAUCUUUGUACAAUUUGAAUUUAGAACCAUUUUACGUAUCAAAGUAAAUUUUUUUAUCAGAUAAGCGAAAUUAAUAAAAGUCCUAAAGGAUUUUUAUUAAUAAAUUAAAGUUUGCAACAUUUUCAUAACUAUUUAAUUAUAUUAGAAGUAGACAACAAACUGACAGUCUAAAAAGUUUUUUUUUUUUUAAUUACCGGAAUUCUGUAGUUAUCACGACAAGCUCUCUGAAUCCCUCAUUAUUAGUAACCAGUUCCGUCCAUUGGCCUCGGCUAUCCAAAUUAUAAGCAACACGUAAUAGAAGAAUUCGCGCUUAUUAGGAAUAACAGAAUAACACGUAGGAUGUUGACAUUAUAAUUGAGUUUCGUCACUGUUCCCAAGUUCGUUGUCGUCUACGAGAAUAAUGUAGAAAUUGAAUUUUAACAAGUUCACUCGUUCGAGAGGGAAUAAGGAAAUUUAACCUUCAAAAUUUCGUAGAGUACAUUUUGAAAACUUGUUUUGCAGGAAAUUAAUUGGAGAAGAAUGUCUUAUCUAAGAUCAAUUUAAUGUCCAUACCACUGUUUUGUUUUAACAAUUUUUCUAAUUGUAAGAAGAACAAGACAAAAGGUAUUCCAAGUCGUGAUCCGAUGAGCGUCGUAGAUUUUAAACCAGUUAGGCGAACCGUCUCAUAUAUAAGAAAAGGCGAACCCGUCGAAAAUUGAGGAUGGAGCCAUUAGAAUCAGCAGGAAGUUACCACCCGUACAACCCAUACAAUCAAUACAAAUACAACCAAUACAACCCAUACAUACAUGGACAUCCCCAACGAGGAUGGCCUUAUUAUAGCACCCCGAUGGUGCCCGAUUACAUGGAUUAUCACCCGCCAGCAUAUCCUGCUGAGGAUGACAUGUUUUAUCCAAAUUAUUCACCGCUAUUUGAUCACAGAUACGUUGGAUAUCAACAGGAGGGUCCGAGUGAAUUCGGAGAAAUGUUUGGAUCCGACGAUGCAUUACUGGGCACUCUCAUCACUGAUUACCUGCUGGCAACUUUGUCGCAACCGGCAAUUCACCAAAAACCCAAACAAUUCCCUCCUGUUAUCCCUAAGCCUUCGAGCGGAUCAUUCGGUACAAAAGGAAACAGGGUACCAAAACCUGUCUCUUUUGAUCUAGCCGGUAAAGAUGUCCAACCAGCCACCAGUGUCAAAACUUCGGUCGGAAGCGAAGCAUCCGCUGCCCUUUCUGAUGCCGAUCCAGUUGUUCCACCCAAAUCACUUGUUGCAACUACAACAGCCCACCCGUGAUAUGUCGGGAUUAUAAUGCGAGUAUGCACUGGACUGUGUGCUCUCAAACGGAGAAUGUUAACAGGAAUUUUAUUUUGGGUAGAAAUAAGGUUAACAAUGUCCACAUACCUUUUAUUACCUUGGUGCGUGCUCUUUCUCGGUAUUUAUAAUUUGGGUUUACGGAAUUCGCAUUAAUUACAGGAAUUUAAUUAUACACAUUCCAGCUGUAUUGUCUCCGACAUUGCUACGGAAUAAAAUAUCCAAUCUGAAACAAUUUCCUCAUUCACAUUUUUCAGCUAUAGGAACCUUUAUACCUGUUGGUCGAAAAGUCCAUGAUUCAAUAGUUACACGGAUGUUUCCGCAAGUGCGACAACGUCAUCACAAAAGCGAUCAAUACUUUUCGAAAGUUAGACGUGUCAAUGGCUUAUUGGCACUCCGGAAGUAAUGGCUUUUUGACUCAGUACUCACUUUAUUCGUUAGUAACACUUGUCACGCUCGAACCACCUGUGCGCAAAUAAUCUAAUGUGUUAUAAAGUUAUCCCUUUUCCAGCAUCCGACAUUAAUCACUUCCCGCUGCUCAGAGCGACGGAUCUACAUAGUGAUGAAGACUGCUGCUAACUUUAUUUUCUUCGUGGUCUUCCAGGUAGCCAUUAAUAGUCACCUGUCUUUUAGCCAAUCCCAAAACUGGGACUUGCAAUUCAACUUUGAUGGCUACACCAGGCAAAACAAAGACUUUCUAAUGAAGAACUGCCCGGCAAACAUCAAUCAAAACAUCAACCAAACAGUGAAGAUGAUCGAAGCGUCUCUCCAAAAAGACGCGGUGGAAUUCCCCACGACCAACAAGGAAAAGAUUCACCUCAAAUGCGUCAAAGAUUCGCUGAUGGGCAACGUCGUCAACUUCACCAUCUACCGAGAUGGCGAUAACGAUUACACGGGAAAGGGCGACCGGCAGCGGAUGGAAAUGAAGGGCAAAGAAGAUGGUAAAAAAGGAACGAGCUUCAUUUUCGCUUGGUGGUUCAAACUGGACCCGAAAAUGAAGAACACUUACGACGAUUUUUACCACAUUUUCCAAAUUAAAACUGGCGGCAGUGGGUCACUCUCCAAAUUUCCUUUGGCCACUCUGAGUUUAUCGGAAAAAGACAAAUUCAAUUUGCAUCCGAACUACUUGAACCGUUAUGGAGACAAAGCGUAUGAAUUGCUGGACCUCCAAGCCGCCAAAGGCAAAUGGAUUCAAGUGUUAGUCGAGGCGGUUUUCAAGAAGAAGAGUGAAGGUGGAUACAUCCGCGUGAUGCUGAAAGACGAGAAAGGAAAGGACCUCAUCAAAGAAAGAAAAGUCGCUCACGAAAUGUGGUGGAAUGGAGCUAAUUUCCGGCCGAAAUGGGGACUAUACCGCCAAAAAGCGCCGAAAGUUUACCAGCCGGCUGAUUGGCAGCUAUUCCAAAACGUCCAAAUCUGGAAGAAGAAAUAAGACCCCGGCAUUUCUUGUUUUAUUUGGUGGUUGGCUCAUAUAGAAAUCGAGUGUCGUUAGACCAUUAUUACCUAAUAGUGUAAACACUGUCAGGUUGCGUCUAGUGAAUAAAACUUGUCUAAAAUGUA
Messenger RNA from Daphnia pulex (common water flea), 2855 nucleotides. RefSeq names its product ADP-ribosylation factor 4-like. The record is from RefSeq and is a predicted model, not a curated record. Gene Ontology annotation, biological process: vesicle-mediated transport; intracellular protein transport. Gene Ontology annotation, molecular function: GTPase activity; GTP binding. Gene Ontology annotation, cellular component: cytoplasm; plasma membrane. The transcript is spliced from 7 exons. Bases 1861 to 2727 code for a protein of 288 amino acids. Lineage: Eukaryota; Metazoa; Arthropoda; Branchiopoda; Diplostraca; Daphniidae.